Messenger RNA from Aspergillus terreus NIH2624, 1392 nucleotides. RefSeq lists its product as uncharacterized. The coding region runs from base 1 to 1392 and encodes 463 amino acids. The transcript is spliced from 2 exons. NCBI's taxonomy places the organism in Eukaryota, Fungi, Ascomycota, Eurotiomycetes, Eurotiales, Aspergillaceae. The record is from RefSeq and is a predicted model, not a curated record.
AUGUCUGCGAACAUCUACGUCACCGCUGGCAGAGUCCUGGCUGCUGGUGUUCCCAGAUCCCCUCUUCCCUCCAUUGACCCUCGUGUGAACCUAAAAAACAUCCGUCACAAUCUAUCUAACCUCUACGCGUUCAGUGUGAACUGCCUCAAGGCCCAAUCUCGACCUGUCAAAGAGCUCAAGCACGGGGACAGUGAUCUUGAUAUCGGUCUUGGUAUCUACCGGACAGAUCAGGGAAAACUGGUCGACGCAGUCGCAGAAGCCAUGGAGGAAGAGAUGAACCGUGCUGAACAGUCUGACUCGGAAGACGAGGAUGGAUACGUCGCCAAGGGCUUUCCCUCGAGCUUCAUCGGCACCUCAUCCAGCCGCAGUAGCACUCCCACCCCGGCUCCCACCGCAGACAAGACACAUGUCGAAGGCAGCUCCUCCGAGUCCAGCACCACAGAGCCGUUCCCUGACUACUACGAGUCCUGCGAAACGGGGGCCAACUUGCCAGACCCAGACUACGAGCAACAGUAUGAAUACGCGGUCUUCAUGACGGCCCAGGAAGUCAACCGGUUCAGGGCCAUCGACGCAAGAAUCGCCUGCUGUCCCAUCUACCUGCCUGAGUACCUCAAACUCCUCCACGGCGACAACGACAUCAACGUCCCCAUCUCCACUCUCGAGACAGAGGCCAUUGCCCAGGGCGAAACCAUCUACAAAGUCUGCAAAGGCACCUCGCCGCCUCCUCUCGUCGCACCCAGAAACAGCCCAAGCAGCGAGAACGACGAAGAAACAUCCAACGCAGCAACCUCCUCCAACCCUACGUCCCCUCAGCCCGCGCGCGCCAACAGCCCGCGUAGCUACUUCAAAUGGGAACCGAACCAGAACCCCGUGCCCGAAAGCACCAAGAUCCAGCGUCUGACCGAGAUGCGCCUCGUGCUCUGCCACCAAACUCUGAAGCCCGAGAUCAGACUGCGCUUCCUCCAGUACGCCGAGGCCUUCGUGUCCAUCGAGCGCACGCUCUUCGCCGACACCGAACUGAACCGCCGCGACUUCCUCGGCGCCGACGUGCUAGCGGAACUCGAAAUCCUAACCCAGCCGCUGGUCCGGUACAUCACGCACCUCUCGCAGGCGAUCUACAAGGAGCACUGUGCAGCCGACCAGAACCGCGAGCAGGUGCGGCGCAUCUUCCACGCGGACGCCAUCCCCAGCUACCAGCGCUAUGCAGACAUCGCCGGCAUCAUGAUCCAGUGCGUGCUGCCCCCUCCCCCAGCUCACACAAACACAGACAACACCCCACUAACCCGCACCUCGCACAGAAGCACCAAGGUGCGCCGCGACCCGGACCGCGAGCUGCUCCUGUGCACGCUGCGGCUGUUCGAGGCGCUCGUAACCUGCACGACGACGACAUGA